UGGGAGCAGGAACUUCUUAGGGAGAUACUUAAAGAUAAUGAAGAUUAUAAAAUUGAUGAUUUAUUAGAAGGGGAUUGUGGCGAGUCAAUAUUUAUUUUAAAUGCAUUGAGGAGAAUCGAGGAUUAUGUUCUAUUUAUCGUUGAUAUAAUUCAGAACGGGUUUGAUCCUCAUCCUCAUAGUCUUCACCAUAAACUCCUAUUUUUCAACCCACAGACUAAAGAUGAUAAUCCCGAUAAAUAUUAUGAGGACAGGUUUGAUCCUCAUCUUCAUAAUCUUCACCAUAAACUCCUAUUUUUCAACCCACAGACUAAAGAUAAUGAUCUCGAUGAAUAUUAUGAGUGCUCUGGGGAUGAAAUUGAGUCAGAGUAUCGAGGGUUGAUUGCAAACCAAAAAUCAUCGCAGCGAACACUGGUUGAUUCCAUACCGGUGACGAGUUUAGGGAACCCGGUGGAAGACGAAUUUGAUAGAUACCUAAUGUUAGAUGACCAAAGUAAAUUCGCUGAUCCUAUCGAGUGGUGGCGUCAACACGAAAAUGAAUUUCCCGUCAUGUCCAUACUUGCACGAAAGUAUUUGGCCAUUCCUCUAACACGCUACUCCCUCGAAAAAUCCUAUCUUGAACAUUGUAGAACCCUGGAAACUUUAAUAAAGGAUCUCCCUGAUUUUGACGCGGCCAAAAAAUAUAAAUUUUUACAACACAAUGGGAAGUAUUUGUGCUGA
Molecule: messenger RNA, 717 nt
Organism: Acaulospora colombiana
Lineage: Eukaryota; Fungi; Glomeromycota; Glomeromycetes; Diversisporales; Acaulosporaceae
Source: the annotation of a GenBank genome assembly